GACACUGUAGCGGUUACGCGUCUACGUUAGUUGUACUUUUCUCCGAUGGCUAGUUUGAUUGAUUUAUAUAAACUUUUCUGAAAUCAUAAAUAUUGUAUCAAAUAACUGAAUAUAGAUUAUCAGUGAUUAAUAUUAAAUUCUUUCUUACAUAAGUCAAGGAUGUGAUGCAUUGGAUUAAUUUUAUUAGGGAAUGGAUGAAUGAACUGAAGGAAAUUUAAAAUUUAUUAGAUAUCUUUUUUAAAGACUACGCCAUGAUUUCAAGUAUGAAUAACAAAAUAUUUUGCUUAAUCAUGACAUCCCUAUUAGCAAAUGUAAUAGGUACAAGAGUGAUGUGUCCAAGUCAUCCUAACUGCAUCUGUGGCGGUACGCUUGCAGUUGAACUCGAUUGCAAUAUUGACGGUCAUAAAAUUAAAAUAAAUUUACAUCCAAGUAUAUACUUGAAUAUCAAAUGUGAAAAUGUAACAUCAUUGGACUAUAAAACGCUACCACGAUAUGCUUACAAUAUGAGUAUUUUAAAGUCUGUUACGUUCAAGGACUGUCCGCUACCCAACAUUUCGUUUCAAGAAAUACUCUUACAUAUGGGCGUUGAAAAAACCAUGUCACUUAUAUUUCAAAAUUCUCAUAAAUUAUCUGGAUUUUUAAACAGAAGACAUUUUACAGGAUUACAAGAUCUAACAAAAUUGCUUCUAUCAGUUAAUGGUAUCACUCACCUACCAGAUAAUGUUUUCUCCGAUAUAAAUAAUCUAACCUGGCUUAACAUUCGUUUCAAUAACAUCAAUUUAUCCGAUCAAUUAUUUAAACCCUUGGAGAAAUUAGAAACUUUAGAGAUCAGUCAUAAUCACCUGACAAAUAUGUCAUCAAAUCUAUUUUCUCAUUUAUCUCUAUUGAGAAGACUAUCCUUAUGGCAAAGUAAUAUAACGUGGUUUUCUAAGGAUUUUUUUACAGGCGUAAAUGUUUUGGAAGAAUUAGACCUAAGUUCUAAUGGAUUGAACGAACUCCCUGUAUCAAUUUUUAAACCUCUGGGAAGACUAAAGAAAUUAACAUUAUUUUCCAAUAAAUUUUCCACAUUGCCAAAAAAUAUUUUCUCAACUAAUUUAGAGUUGGAAACCGUAUUUAUUCUUAACAAUGAUGUUAAAAUGGUAGAACUACCAAGUUUUUUAUUUGGAAACUUACCAAAUCUAAAACAAAUAUAUGUACAAAACAGUGGAUUAGAAAUCAUUCCAUCCAACGUUUUCAAGAAUUCUUCACUUUUAACAAAUAUAUCCUUAGCUUACAAUGAUAUAAAAACACUACAUGAAUCCACGUUUAACGAUCAAAUAAAUCUACUUGAACUAGACUUGAGCCAUAAUCAAUUAAAAAGUUUAGAAUCAACAAUUUUUUCAUCACUUGUAAGACUUGAAAGCUUGAAUUUAUGUUAUAACUCGAUCGAAGAAAUUAGUGGAUCCACUUUUUCAUCUCUCUUAAGCCUUAUAUAUCUAAACAUGGAACAUAAUAAUCUUAAAACCAUAUCUUCCUAUAUAUUUACGAAUAAUAAGCAAAGAAUGAUAAUUUCCCUUGCAUAUAACAAACUUCAUAUUGAAAAUAAAGAAUUAGAAAGCAAUGAUUUGUCAGGGGCCCAGGUUUCUCCGUUUGCAUUCACUUACAAUUUGAAAAUGCUCAAUUUAAGUCACAAUAAUUUUGAAACUGCUUAUGAAGAUUGGUGGAUUAACGGACACGAUCACUUGGAUUUGAGUUUUAAUUCAAUACAGAACAUCGGGGGUAAAACAGAACAUUUGAAUGAUGUCGGCCUAAUAUUCAAAAAAGCAAGAAAAUCAAUAAAAUAUGUUUGGUUAACAAACAAUCCAAUACUUUGUAAUUGCAUAAAUUUUCACUUUAUUGAUUAUCUACAAGAAAAGUUAAACGAUAAGAUAAUAAAUAAUCCUUUGCAAAAUUGUUCUUUUUGGACAAGAACAAGGUGUUACAAGAAAUACAUACUUUCAUUAACUAUAUUGAUUUGUUCUCUUACUUUAUGUGUAAUAGGAAUAUUGAUUUGUGUCACAUUCAAUCAAACCCUGCCAGAUCGUCUAAAACAUAAGUUUCUUUAUUAUAUCAAACCAAAAGCUUUGGCUAACCUUAACAAAACUAUAACAGUUAAAUACUCCGAACAAGACGAGGAAUUUGUACUCAAGGAAAUCAUACCAGAGUUGAAAGAACAUAAGAAAGUAGAGGUGAACGCACAAGCUAUAAAUGGAACAGACGAUGAGAGUUUAAAUUGUUUUCUAAAUAUUUUCGAAGUACCCAAAAUGUCUUUGGUUAUAUUUACACCUAAUUAUUUAAUGACUGCGUACAGUCAUAUAAGUAUAAAAAAAAUAGGAGCAAUGAUGAAAUCUAAGAACACUGUAUACGUAUUUACCGAUAUUGGUCCUGAAAAUUCUGUAUACGCUUACCUUAAAGAGCAAAGAGAUCUUCGAACGAGUGUCUUAUGGAAUGAUCCGAAUAUCUGGCAUAAACUCACAACCGAAAUAACAGACGGAUUUUAUAAAAUCAAGAUGAAGCUGGCUCCUUAUGAAGGGAAUCUUCAAUUAAUAAAUAACAGAGAAAGAGUUUUGGCUGAUAUGCUAGUUACCAAUACUUCAGACAUCAUUGCACACAGUCAAGUUUAAUACCAUUUCAUUUUUUGUGUUAGUGAGGCAAAGACUGAAUUCUUCGCUACUAUCUUAAUGAAUCUCACAUUUCUUAGGGUCAGAUCACAAUAUACUUUUGGUACAAUAUAGAUAAUUUGUAAAAAUGUGCUAACUUUGGGAUAGUAUUGUAAUGGUUAAUGUAUAAAAUUUUUACGACGAUGUAUUAGAUAUUAACUAUAGGUUUCCCUAUAAUAACAGAGUGCGUUUUCUUUUCAUUAUGAAUACAUAUAUAUAAAAUUCCUUUCUUUAACUUUGCUAUUAAAAUGUAAUCAAUAUUUAGCUGUUCAUUUCUAUGACAUACUGUGUUAUUACUUACACUCGAAUAAUACACAUGAAGGAAACUAUGUAUUGUUAAUGAGUUGUAAGCUUCUGCUUUAAUAAAAAGUAUUCUUUGAAAAAAC
Molecule: messenger RNA, 3064 nt
Organism: Danaus plexippus (monarch butterfly)
Lineage: Eukaryota; Metazoa; Arthropoda; Insecta; Lepidoptera; Nymphalidae
Product: protein toll-like
Molecular function (GO): protein binding
Source: RefSeq, a predicted model, not a curated record